This is a messenger RNA of Opisthorchis viverrini, 255 nucleotides long. RefSeq lists its product as hypothetical. The record is from RefSeq and is a predicted model, not a curated record. Bases 1 to 255 code for a protein of 84 amino acids. The transcript has 2 exons. NCBI's taxonomy places the organism in Eukaryota, Metazoa, Platyhelminthes, Trematoda, Opisthorchiida, Opisthorchiidae.
AUGGGGUUAAAUAAGGAAAACUUCAAACAGCAGUCUGGCCGCAAUCGCGCUGAUAGGAACAUGACACAAGUGCUAGUGAUACGGUACCGGCAAGCUAACAUGUUUGAGCGUGAAGACGAGCUAACAGCCACCAGACUACCACCGAGUGCAGGCACGGUGAAAGUGGCGGAAGUGGAGAGGUGGCCAACCUGGCAGAGGGCUAUGAAAGAGAUUACUAAACGUUUGGGUGCUGUCGGUUCUACUCGCCUACCAUGA